GUCACGUGAUCUUAAAAUAGUUCUAGAGUAUUUUUAUAUUGAUAUCAAAUCUACACAUUUGACAUACAAUUCUAACAGUUGAUUGGUUUAAAUACGCAAUUAUCGUUAUAAAAUAUUAUACUAUCACGAAAUGAAUAAAAGUUUCACAUAUUGUUUUUAACAAGCAUAGGCUAAUGUAUGAAAGACGCGCACGAAUAUUUUCAUAACAGUGAUGGAGGAUUCUGGCUGAAGCAUCAUCGUAUACGGUUGUGUUUGUGUGUCAAAUGUGUUCAGGCGAUUUGAACAGUUGCUCCUCUUACUGAUAAGCAGUUUUAUAAGAGUCAAUUGAAAGUCAUUAACCAAUAAUGUAAAUGAAACAAUGUCGAGAAGGCGUAAAUUAGACCCAUUUUUAGUGUGGCUCUGUUUCAUAUUUGGUUCAUUUGCAUGUGGAUUUGAUAUCUCGUUUGAACAUCAAAGUGAUGGGUUUUUCUUACAAGAUUUCUACAGCAAAAAUGAUAUACCAGAUCCCAACACUGUUACUAAGACCUUUAUUGUGAAUCAGCCAUCUAACUUGUACAAGGUGAAGGCAGAGUAUGGACUAUAUGAAUCUCAUCAAACUCUCUCUAGAUCUGCUCUAGAUACAGUCUACUCAAGAAGUAGGAGUAACAAUUCUCUAAUGCACAGAACGGUUGCUUACAAUUUAGAUGUUAGUGUCCAUAUUGUCUCUAGAGAAAUAUCGCCUAAAAUACCAACGCUGCAAGUUUUGUUUCAUACUAUCCCGCUUGAAAAGCAACAAGAUGGACAAUGGUGUGCACAAAUAUAUGCCAAUGCAAAUAAUGAAGAAAUAUCUUCCACUUGUUUAAUAACUUAUAAUGAACCUGUUUGCGUUGCCAGCAUAGUGUUACAUAAAGAAUGGUGGACUGUGAAUGCUACAAGUGUAAAAGUAAGCUAUUCGUUCAGUACAGUAUCUGGAAACAGCCAGUGUGCCAGGGCUUCUAACUCAGUAAUUCCAAACAGAUCUUUGGAUAAUAAAACAGAUGAAGGAGUAGUAAAACUAGUCAUGACAACUCUGCAAUUAGCAACAAACCAAGAAUCAUUUGACGAAUGGAAAGAUCAAGAUAUCUUGAUAGAUGUUCCUCGUGAAGUCUACCAUCAGGGGGAUACUUUUGAAAUCCCAAUAAGACUAGAAGGCAACUCUGAUUUGCAAACAUUUGUUAUGAGAGCAAGAGUGAGACAGGGUCUGCAUAUCACUGGUGCCCGCCUGACAGACAGUUCAAACCAAUGGAAUAUACAUGUGGAUAUCAAAGAACAUCAGAAAACUGGAACCGUCACUGUGUAUGUCAGAGACAGCAAACUCUACAAGAAAUUAAAAGAUGUACAGGAGGUAUUUCGCUGGCAGAUGGAGGUUGCCGAGGACACAUAUGACUCCAAGGACCUGGGCCGGGUGAUCUGGUCCAUCGAGUACCAGCAGGACAGGGCUGCCCACGAACACUUCCCCCUAACCACUGGCGACUCCAAGGUCGUCUCACAGAUCAACAUCCGCAGCAAGGACCAGCAGAGGCUCGUGCCUGUUCUCAAGGUGUGGGAGAUCCUCAAUGUGGCAGUGUUGACAGGCACCAGUCAGCAAUACCCACUGAAGAUCUACGCUGUCAACUCAUUAGACAGGCUGCAGGAUGUCACGGCACAAACCAAAUGUCACUCCGUAGAAGUUGACGUACUAAAGGUGUCCAUGGACUGCAGUUCUGUGUACGUGGAUGGUGCAGAAAACCGUGGUUCCCACAAUGUGACAAUUAUUGCCAAGUACGGACAGACCACAGCCUUCUUUGAUGUGACAGUCUGGGUCCCAGAGGAGAGGCUAGACAUUCAGCUUUCAGACAGGAAACUCAGUCGUGUCAAAAAUUGGAAAUCGGCCGAUAGCAGUCCAAGAAAGAGUAAAUCGAGUGAGGCUUCCUUGAAGCCCUAUGAGUCCAAUGGCCAGGCAGGUGUGAGGUGUGAGCUGGUGCACCAGCAGGCUCUGGUCCAGGUGUACACCAGGUUCUAUAUCCAGACACCCAAGCAGACCGAGUACUUCAUGGGCUCUGGGGCAUACUUCCAGGUGACCAACCUUGUGAAGGGUCUACUCAGGAUGUCAGACCCUGGGGUGGCAGUCCUCACAGCUGAUAACAUUAUCAGGGGCAGGGAGGAAGGACGCACAGAGAUACAGCUUCAGUCUGCCAAAAAUGGUCACUUGUUGGCUGCUACGGAGGUGAUAGUGUCACAUGACAAGGUGUCUGUGGUGCAGCUGGGUGUGCGGCUGGUGACAGGCAUGACCAUGUUUGUGGAGCCCAGCUCCCUGCUCCCGGGCGCCCUCACCGCCACAGCUCACAUAGACAGCCAGCUCCUCAGUGAACAUCAUUUAGGUAUGCUGGCUGUGGAGGUGGUGUACUCAGACCUGACCAGUAUGCCGGUGGAGUUGCUGCCUACUGACCUCUUUCACCUGGAGGUGCACACAGAGAACAGCAGCAUCGUGGACAUAGCACUCAAUGAUGGGCCUGCUAACCUGCCUCAGGUUGUGGCAAGAGGUGAGGGCCGGGGAGAACUGCUCAAGGUGAGCCUGCAUGGCAGUGAGGAGUGUGCUAGAAGGGAGUCCCGACCCCUCAUCACCAGCCCCAUGUUCAUUGAUCUGGACUUCUCCAGGGAGGCACGCACGUACAGCCAGCACCAUCCCUACCAGAUGGAUGCCCACUAUGACACCAAUCGGGCUAGUGACCGCUGGGAAGAUGCAGCUAAGCAACAACCAGUCUUCUCCAUUAAGCCACAAAGCCAGGCUAAAAAUGCUGUUCUCAAAGGCAAAUUUGAGGAUGUUUCUAAGGAUAAGGAUUCUGAUGAUAUUCAGAUGGUAAAAAAUGCAUUGGGUGAGCUAGUUGAUGAGCAUCCUGAAGCCCAACAAGAACCUCUUCGUACAAAAACAGUCAGAGAAGGUUUAACGCCCCUGGAAAUAGGCAUGUAUGUUCUGCUGGCUGUAUUUUGUGUAGCAAUCACUGUCUUCAUGAUAAACUGUGUGGUCUUCUUUGUGCGUUACAAACACAAGCAGAAGCCUCGCAAAACUGGGAGUACAGACGCCAUUAAAGAUGCCAAUGAUUGGGUGUGGAUUGGCCGGGCCACCCUGGAACGCAACUCAGUGUACACAGACUCGUCUCGCGCCCUGAUGCCAGAGGAGGACUUCAAUGGCAACCUAAGUGAGAGGAGUGAGCGCCCCCUCAGUGUGGGCAGCAACAGCAGCACCAGCAGUCGAUCCAACAGCAGCAACCGCAACAGUGUCGUGUCCACGUACAGGGGCUCAGAGUGCAGUAUCCGAAUAACCGCCAACCCAUUGACAGAGGAGGGGGCUAUGAGCAGACUGCCAGAGGAAACACAGUCACAGAUGGGCAUACCGCAGUGGGAUUAUGAGGAAAUGGGCAUGAACUAUGAUGAACUUUUGAAAUAUUUUGAUAACCUGAAAGAAUCCAAUGCGUAGACUUGAGACUUUGCAUUUUUCACAAGUUUUAUGGGUAUUCUUUGAAUGUUGUCAAACAAAUAUGUCUUCUGCUGUUUAAGGUCCUCAGGACCUGGCAUGUUUGCCAUAGUUGGUAUGUAUUCAUAAAUUUCAGUGUUCUGUGAUUAUUAUUUUUUACAUAGACGUGUAAUCAGUUCAAAUGUUAUCAGUGUUCUAUUCUCUUAAUUUUUUUACUUGCCCUACAUUUUGAUGAUUAUUUAAUAAUGAAUUAGAAUGAAAUAACAUUAAAAGCAAUAUUUUUUUC
Molecule: messenger RNA, 3758 nt
Organism: Dreissena polymorpha
Lineage: Eukaryota; Metazoa; Mollusca; Bivalvia; Myida; Dreissenidae
Product: transmembrane protein 132C-like
Exons: 10
Coding region: 359-3475 (1038 amino acids)
Source: RefSeq, a predicted model, not a curated record